AUGGUAUUCAACACCAAGACUGAGUAUUCGGAGGUGCAUCAGAGCGAAGAGGGCUCGGAUGGGGAAGGUAGCCCCAGGAUGCCACCUCCAUCCAGUAGACUCACCCACUCUGGGUACCGCAUGCUUAUGGUAUCUACUUUCCUGUGCUGCAUUGUGUCGGUGGCGGUAGGCUUCUUUCUAGGCACGUACGGCUUCUCUCUGGGUACUCGACAGACAGCAUGCGUUCCGGAGCCAAAGAAGGCUGAUCCGGCCACCGGGCUUGGCAUGGCGACAAUCGAUGAGGCGCCUUUCAUCACCGAUGCUCCUGGUGCCAACCAGAAAUGGCUCGAUCUCAUCUCAUUUGGCAAACCAUUCGUUGCGCUGAACGACCCAGCCAAGUAUGGAUUGCCCGAUUAUUUCCACAAAGAUGCACUUCAACCCGAAGGCUUGCAGCCUGUUGCUUGGAACGUCUUCCACCAGCUUCAUUGUUUAGUCGGUGACCAGGUGUGCAUUCGCACAACGUAUAUGAAGCUGGCUUUGGACUUGGACGGCGGCUACGAUGUCUGCACGCGCCAGCACAUUGAACACUGUUUGGAGAGUCUCCGUCAGGCCACGAUGUGCGCAGGAAACAUGAAUAUGGAGCGAUUUGAAUUCAUCCAUUACCCUGGCCACGAUGACUUUGUCCCUAAGCUGGUCGGUCAGCACGAAAUGCACACGUGCCGUGACUGGGAAGCAAUCAAGGGCGUCAUCAAAAGAGUGAGGGCUGAGAACAUUCCCGUCGACAAGUACGGCAAGCGUAUUUCUCAACCUUGA
Messenger RNA from Colletotrichum gloeosporioides, 792 nucleotides. RefSeq lists its product as uncharacterized. Gene Ontology annotation, biological process: mycotoxin biosynthetic process. The coding region runs from base 1 to 792 and encodes 263 amino acids. The transcript has 5 exons. The record is from RefSeq and is a predicted model, not a curated record. Lineage: Eukaryota; Fungi; Ascomycota; Sordariomycetes; Glomerellales; Glomerellaceae.